Mycotypha africana is the source of this 403-nucleotide messenger RNA. RefSeq lists its product as uncharacterized. The transcript is spliced from 2 exons. The record is from RefSeq and is a predicted model, not a curated record. The annotation marks the transcript as partial. NCBI's taxonomy places the organism in Eukaryota, Fungi, Mucoromycota, Mucoromycetes, Mucorales, Mycotyphaceae.
AUUGAGGCUGUUGUUGUAGUACUAGAGCUUGUAGUGACGCACUAAGAGCCCUUUAAAGAGGAGGUCGAGGAUGUAUGAUUUGUAGGCUCGCAGUUGUAAUAGUAGAGGUGAUUGACUGUCUACCAGUGCAGAACUUGAAGCUGCAGAUAUGUUUUUAUUGGGUAAGAAUGUUGUGGUUGUUAGCCUAGUGAUUUUGAGCGAGCUCAAAGAGUUGCAUGUGGGUGAUAUUUUGGAGCUAUGGCUGCCUCUAGUAUGCGAAGCUGCAAUUGCAUGUUUAGAAAAGAGGAAUACAGUUUCACUCGUGCACUUGAGAUAUUAUUGGUUUUUUUUUUGUAAAAAUUUUUUGAAGUUGCUUUUAGCAUUACUCCUAAUUGCACGUGAUGCUGCCACAAUCUGUUAUUCA